AUGGCGAGACAACAUUUGUUGAUUUUCUUCGUCAUUUUCUGUUUUGUAUCGAACGAUUUCAUCAAUGGAUCACAUUUUCGCGGUGGAAUCAUUUCAUGGCGUCCAUUGAACAGUACACCAUCGGGUAGUACAGCGAGAAUUCUCCUUCAUCAACGAUAUUUUUUUGAUCGAAUGGCAACUUAUUUUAAUCCUUAUCCAUCUCGUUGUACGGAAGCAUUUGUCACCGGUGAAUCUCCAAUUCCAGUCAUUGGUACGAUGGAUUGUUUGGCAAAUUGUCCAACUUCGACUUAUUCUCCAAUUUCGAUCGCCGUGAACACCACAGAUUGUAACACACUUACAAUUCUUUCAUCAUGGGGUGGUGAACGUUAUGAUCCCGUGAUUUUACCGUUAACAACAGUAAUUACAAUUGGUUACACAGGAAAUGCAUGGUUAGGUGCUCUUUACAAUGACACCAAUGGUUGGUGGGCUGUUGUCAAUCGAUUAAAUUUAGCUUUGAGACCUGAUGGUUAUAUCAAUAGUAGUCCAGUAACAACAACAUUACCUGUUGUUUUAUAUUCAAUCAAUGUACAAAUUGUUCAUACUAUUCAAAUGGCAGAUAAUGAUGGAACGGAUAUUUUACAAUGUCGCCGAGCCAAUUCGAAUUCAUUGGGAAAUUUUAAUCAAGUCGAUGAAUGUGAAGCGAAUAUUUAUUAUGCAUGUGCUGUUCAAAUUGAAGAUUAUUAUAAUUCUGCAGCAACAAAUCCAAUGAGUUCAGUUCCAAUUCAAUUUCUAUUUUAUGGAUAUAUACCUUCUAAUACUGCAUGUUCACAACGUCCUCAAAUCAUUGGUGAUCGGCCAAAUAGAGCUUGUAUUGGAGUACCGAUUGGUAUUCAAUUAAAUGAAACUGUCAUUGUUCAAACAUAUUGUCCUGGUCAAACCAUUGUUGAUUUUAUCACAAGUUCUCCACUUGGAAUGAUGCAUAGUCCAAUCAUACAAACAGGUGCUUUUUUGUAUACAAUGACAUUAACAUGGACACCAAUUGCAAAUCAAGCUGGUCCUCAGGGAUUUUGUGCUGGUGCUGUUGAUAAUAGUAAUUUACAAUCAGAUCCAUGGUGUAUCACAUAUUUGGUUGAUUAUACAUCACCAGAUCUCAUUCGUCCAACAGUUGUACAAGGAUCAGCAAGCCCUGUUGGAACAGUUUUUGCCAAUCAAUCAAUGUUUUCAAUUCAAGCAACAAGUUUAGUUGGUCGUCCAACUCGUAAUGGAACAAAUGUUUGUUUUAACGAUGCUGCAACGAAUAACACAGUUUUCUGUUAUGAUGCCGGUUAUUCAGCAAAUGUUAUUUAUACAGGAUAUACCAUUGUUAUCAUCACUAAUUAUACAUGGACACCCGGAGCAUUUUAUUAUAUUACAAUGGAUAGUGGAUUCGCAAGUGGAAGUGUCUUUUGUCAUGCGGAAUCAACACCGAUUCGUGAUAAAACAUUUUGGACAUUUAAUAUUUGGAAUCCAGCAGUUUCAUCGACAACGACAACAACAACAACACCAUUUACAACUGCAACCGUCACAACAAAGCCAACAUCAACAACAAGUAUCAACACUCUCUUGACAACAACUGGAAUUGUUAUAACCACAACAAUUCCGAUGACAACCAAUGCAACAACACCAACCACUACAUCAACAACAACAGCUGCUCCCACAACACCAGGUCCAACGAUAAGCGCUGCGACAACUGAAUCAACAGUCGCCAUGGUUUAUCCCCAAGAUUUCGAAGAUGCAUGUAAACAAACAGUAGCGAUCAUGACAACUGUUUCGUUAGUUACAUUUAUGCCUAUUCAUGCUUUAAUAAUGUACGCUGCAAUGAAUAGAUUUGCCAAUCAAUUUAAUCCCGUGAAAAUUGAUGCGAAAACGAGACACAAAUUACGAAUGAAACGAAUUCGUCACUGA
Molecule: messenger RNA, 1923 nt
Organism: Adineta ricciae
Lineage: Eukaryota; Metazoa; Rotifera; Eurotatoria; Adinetida; Adinetidae
Source: the annotation of a GenBank genome assembly